GGUGCGUGAGCAGCUCCUGCCCAGGUGUGCGUCCGUGUGUGCCUGUGUGUGGGGGUAAAAAGGAAAGCACGCGAAAAAGGCUUCCGAAAAGAGAAAGUUUUCGGUUUAACUGUGGGUUCAAGGGUAUUUUAACUAUCUGAUGGGGCUUGAAUUGAAAACUGAAAUUUAUUAUUUAUCGAUCAACGGAACAGACUUUGGAAUGUUUUUUCGUCCUUUAGCUGAAGACAACCCGUCCAAAUAUCCUUAAACUUAUAUUUUCACUAUGGUUAGUAUACGUAAAUUAAAGUCGGUAUUAAACCCAACAGAAAUUCCAUAAUAGUCGUUUAGUUAUUAGAUAGAUAAUUAUAAUUAACGACUCAUAAAAAAACAUGUUUAAAUGUUUAACAGAGAAUAGCUAUUAAAUAUAGGUACUUUUGAGGUAUUCUUCAAUGCAUGAUGUUUUUAUUUUAAUAUAAUUUGUUGUUAAAAGGAAAAGUUUUCCUUCGUGCGCAAAGGUGUUACAGGUAGUUAAUGCCUUUUCCCACACCAGGAUAGGCCAUAAAACCUGUUGCCGCGGCCAUAAUUAAAGUUCAAACUCACGGCUGCCCAUUAAUGCCGAAAACAUAAUGCCCGGGCAUCAAUUAAAAAUGUAUAAUUGAAUGCAACAAUUACAACAAUUAACGGUGUCGUAUCGGCCGGGCCGAAAGAACUGCACGACCUCGACAUGCAAAAGCCGAAAGCCCCAAGCUGAGCUGCUCUCUAAGUGGAUGUUAACUUGGCCCACAAGAGAGCGAGAGCCAAGUGGCAGAGAGCGAGAGACUGGUCUUAACUGGGCUUUUACUGUUAGCCGGCGGGCCUCGCUGGCGAUCGCUGGAGCAGCUGACUUCAGUCUGCCGCUCGCUUGGCUAAGAGGCGGACGCACUUGCUCCACACUCAGCUCCUCCAGUCUCUCUCUCCUCAGCGGGAAACCCGUUCGCGACCGUCGCGCAUGCGCCGUGUCUUUCGUAUUUCGUAAUUGCGAUCGCGCCGUGUCCCAGUUUCUUGGCGUUCGCUUUUCAUUUCGUUGCGGUGGAAUCGCUCGACUCUCGACUCUGUUGGCCAACCAAAAAUGCCCAUGCCUCAAUGAGCGGUGGUGGCCCAAGCCGAAUAAUAAUAAUCCAAAGCAAGCGGCCAAGUGAUGUGCAAUCGACUCGAUCCGUCGCCAGGACUCAGUUUGGGAUUAAGACAGCAACGACAGCAUGAGAUCGCAUGUGGCCGUUUACAGGGCGCCAGAAACAGCUCCACCAUUACCACUGCCACCAUCCUCCAACUACACUCCCCUGCGAUACCAUCAGCAUCCGGUCAGCCAUUGGCCACUGGGAAACCAGCAACAGCAGCAGCAGCAGCAACAUCAGCCGGGUGCAGCUGCAACCUACAGACUGCAUCAUGGUCCGCCGUCUGCUCCACCGCCCAACUGGGCAGCAGCCCAAUCGGUAGCUUCUUCUGGCCAAUCGAACCAGAACGGUGGCUAUGGCGUGGUUAACCAGCAGCGGAUCAAUGAGUGCGCCGGCAUACCGCUCAUCUCGAACGCCUCCAGUCACCUGUCGCCCGCCCAGCGGCAGAGAUUGCUGAGGAAAUCCGCCCCAAAAACAUGCCCAACAUGGCCACCCGGAGGGGCCACCAUGUCCCAGAUGGCUGUGCAUGCGCAGGGCAUGCCACUGCUCCAGCAGAAUGCCAAGCAGCAUAUCCAGCAACAACAACAGCAGCAGCAGCUGCAGCACCACCAGCCACAUCAUCCGCACCAUCAUCAUCAACAUCCUGUGACGACCAACUGGAGUGCCUAUCAGCCGAUGAGCAGUCAGGCCGGCUUCAAGUUGGCGGACAAAUCACGAGCCCUUCGCUACCAGAACUCUGCACCACCGGUGCUCAGCAGCCAGGAGAAGCAGACAGCCGUCAAUAAUGCCUCCAGCCAGGAUCAGGCCACUUCACCAGCGGCGGAGACCUGUCUGCCGAGGAUCAUUAAGCCGAGAAAGCGACGCAAAAAGGAUCGCAAGCCAGGCAACGGUGUCCUCCUCAAAAUGGAGUCCGAUAUGCCGACCAAGUUGACCAAUCUGGGAGAGGGUUACGCCGCAGGAGGAUCUUAUCACCUGCCAACCGGAAUACUGCAGCAUGAUCAUACGCACGGGGUGUGCUUCUGCCGGGAAUGUGACCCACUGCGUUCUCUGUGGGAUUACCCACUGCGGCGAUCGCUUUCCGAUGCCUCCUCCAGCGAACAGGGAGGUGGAAGUAGGGAGUCCUCCUCUUCCACAUCGUCCACGCACUCGGACAGCUCCUGCAAUAGCUCAAUCUGCAGCCAGAGCCUGCCUAGCUCAUCGGCUCUGCAGGAGGAGGCCAACGAGGAGUUUGCUCCCAUCACCGGCGACAGCAGUCGGGCGGAAAUAGUGGGUGUAAUCGGAUCCCAGCGGAGUCAUCCGAGUGCAGUGACCACACCCUCGCAAUGCCUGAGCGAUGAUUCCGGCUACGGAGAUAUCCUGAGUGGGAUCAACAUAGCCAACGAUCUGUUUGGCAAUUGCUUCAGAGGCGGAAAACUGGGCCACGCCUCCUCCUCGAUUUCCGCCCAGGCGGAGACGCUGCUGGAUGAGAGCCUGAAUGAGAUAUCGCGCAAGCUGAUCGAGACCUGCAAUGCUGCGGAUCAGGCCGGAUCGGGAUUGGGAUCGGGAUCGGGAGCAGCCAGCGACAGUGGAUUGGAUAGCGCUGGCAGCCACAACUGCGGAUCGGGCCUCGUCUUUAACUUUGAGCAUUUGAAUCUGACGGAUGCGACGCCCACAGCCUUGGAUUUUCUCGUGGAUUGCAACAACAAUAGCAGCGGCCUAAGCCAUGGCAAUAGCUUGGGCUUAAUGUGGCGCGCGGGAAGGCAGCCAACUGGUGGAGGUGGAGGUGGAGGUGGCUGCCACGAUGACAGCCAAGUGGCAGCUGCCAAACUGGGCCCAGACAGCCGGGCCACACCCACCAGGCUGAUACUGGGCACGGUGGGUAAGCUGAAGCCAGCGUUUUCCACCAUCUCGUGACGACGACGACGACGACGCCCGUGGAAAACUAAUCAAAAUGAAAAUCAAAAUCAGGGUGCCUCAUUUUGCGACGAUUUGGAGAAACGUGAGACGACGACCAGAUAACGACGAUGGGAUGGCGUGGGCGAUUUCCAUUUUGGAUUGGGGAAAUGUAAAUGUUAAAUCUCCCGAAAGCGUUUUUUUGAGUUUCUACCCAACCCCAAGUUGCGCAACUCCAGCGAAGACAGUGAUGAAAGAAGAAAACCCAUUAAAUGGAUAUAACGCACAUGUGAGACGAUCAUCACAUCAUCAUCAUCAUUAUGAUUGUGAUCGUGAUUGGAGCGAAAAACAAAAGGCCAACGAGUUGACCAAAUGGGCGCUGUUGGAUACGAGAUCCCCGGCUAAAUGGAAACUUAUGAAGACAGACCGGGGGACUGGAUACCUUGUACAUACCACAUACACACAGUGCGACUAUCCGAACCCGAAUCCGAAUCCGACUUCCACUUCAACUUCAACUUUCACUUUCACUGCGACGGCGGUGGCAGCGUUUUGUUUAUCUGUAUUUUUUAAGACAUUUUUCUUUUCUUUUUCUUUUUGCCAAGACCACAGAUGACGGAGCUGCGGGUGGGGGUUACGGGAAGAGUGCGAACUCUUAUGCAGAUUUUGUGGCGCAAAAAGAAGAAGAAAUUGUAGAAAUCGUGUAGAUUAUACGAUGUGAACCCUAGAGAUACUUUAACUAUACCCCAUAUCUGUAUAUCUUAUACCCUAUACAUACCAUUAAUUGUUGUUGUUAUUUGUGCAUUAACGUUAUCCACAUCUCAUAGGGCCUCUAAAAACCUGUCAAAUCGUACUAUCCAAGAUCUGGGAUUUAUAUAGGGGGCUACCGUGUGUGUGUUAAUUUUUAUGUUUGAGCUUAAGCAACGUUCCUACAUGUUAGAUGUGUAUCUUUUUAUAUAGUUUUUGGGUUCUAUUUUUAUGUUAUCUGAUUAGUGGGUUUUCGGUUUUUACUUAGUCCGUAAUGCGCUACAACGUGAACUUUUAUAGUUGAUAAGAUUCGGUUAAUGCUUAGGUUAUCCUUAGAUUGGGGAACACAAACAGACAGGAUCUCUAAUGGUAAUAAGCGAAGUUCUAUUGAAAGCUUAGUUAUACGUGCAAUGCGUUUGAAAAUGUUAGGGUAGUUAAGAUAAAUUAAAAAAUUUUUAAUUUUGAUUUUUCUUAAAUUUCGAAAGAAGUUUUAUUACAAACGCCUUACAAUUUUGAAACGCAUUGUGGCCGGAGAACUGAAAACAUUCUUUCCAAUUGAAUAUUUAUAAAUUUAAAGUGAGAGUUUCAUAAAGAUUCUAAGACGCUCACAUUCAGCUUACUCAUGGCCGAUCGGUAUCAUAUCAUGUUAUAUCUUCGAAUUAAGACUCACAUUUCCGACUUUUCUGCAAUUUGCGGCCCAUGAAACAGCCGAAAGAAGAUCUGGGUGCACAAUUAAUUCCAACUGAGAUCGCCAAGCAUAAAAUCUAAAUCUGAAAAUCGAGAGCAGCCCUAGUUACCUGCUUAGCUGUUUGUAGUUGGCGGUGGCGAGUAAAAGUUUUCGCCUAUUUCUUUUUUUUUUUUUAAUUAAAAGAAACUCACGAACGCGCAGCGCGCACAGAAAUUGCUUGAAGUUUUCCGCUCCAGCUCGACUUGACUUGGCUUUUCUUGAAUUAACUUGGCUCGAAUCGUGUUCGGCUGAGAGGAGUCGUCUCAGCAUCGCGCGCCGCUGGAAAAUGUCACAGAUUUUCCAUUGGCAGGUUCCGGGCAGACGGUUUGUGUUACCAUUCCCCAGAUAUAGAAAUUACCACUCGAAGCUAAUUUAUUUAAUUAAUUAUAUUUUCACUAGCUCGUAUUGUUGUGCUCCCACUCUCGUAUUAUUGUAGUGUUUUGUUCGUUGGUAAGCAUCGUUUUUGCACAAAUAACAAUCCUAUAGUUAACCCAUCAAUACACCACAUUUGUAACCCAAACACACCAAACAAUAUGGCCAACUUAUUUAUUUUGAUUAAGCCCGAACGAGAACUCAAUAAAAAGUGUAAACAAAAAUGUCAAACAAAAAGAACUCGAUUGCUGUUUUGAUAGCCCCGAAAAAAUGGGUGUUGAAAUAACAAAUAAGGUAAA
Drosophila subpulchrella is the source of this 5147-nucleotide messenger RNA. RefSeq names its product Ca(2+)/calmodulin-responsive adenylate cyclase. NCBI's taxonomy places the organism in Eukaryota, Metazoa, Arthropoda, Insecta, Diptera, Drosophilidae. The transcript has a single exon. Bases 1218 to 3026 code for a protein of 602 amino acids. The record is from RefSeq and is a predicted model, not a curated record.